This is a messenger RNA of Ficedula albicollis (Collared flycatcher), 3523 nucleotides long. It is a transcript of the gene TTLL4, whose product is annotated as tubulin tyrosine ligase like 4. Gene Ontology annotation, cellular component: cilium. The transcript is spliced from 20 exons. The record is from RefSeq and is a predicted model, not a curated record. Gene Ontology annotation, biological process: microtubule cytoskeleton organization; protein polyglutamylation. NCBI's taxonomy places the organism in Eukaryota, Metazoa, Chordata, Aves, Passeriformes, Muscicapidae. Gene Ontology annotation, molecular function: tubulin binding; tubulin-glutamic acid ligase activity. The coding region runs from base 203 to 3427 and encodes 1074 amino acids.
CAUUGUGGUGGUGUGAGCUGCUGUGAUGGUGCUACAGAGCAACCUCAGGGUCUCCAAGCUACACUUUAACUGCUGCAUAUGAGGCUUUUCUUUCAGUGUGUGAGAGCUGGAAGGUGGAAGAACCAGCCAGCCUGCUUGGAAUACAAAUUCCUAUCGCAGUUGUAUCCAGGGACCCUCCAGGCCAGCAAAAAUGCUGCUGUAGAUGACUGUGCUUGUGCCUCACAUGCUAUGGCUCUACAUGGCGUCUGCAGGACCAGACCAUGCUAAUCUGGGCCCCAAACAGCAGAAGAACAUUGGGCUGGAGUCAGACACCCUUUCAGCAGAAAGACCUAAGCCGUGCUGGGCCUGGUGUCUCACUCAGCAGCAGGCAAAACCUGUGUGGAAUUUAGAGGAGAGAUGUGAGAGUGCUUUCCAGGAUCGCAUCCUGUUCCCCUCAGGGAUCCCUCUGCAGCAAUCCUGCCUCUUGUGCUCACCGUCACUAUGCCAUGCACAGCCCACUGAAGACAGCCUCCAAAGCCCUCCAAACACUGACUCUGUCACGAGAAGGGUGAUGUCUUCCAUGCUGAUGAAACCCUGCCUGCUGGCAGAGGAGCGCUCUGGAGCUGGGGUCAAAGGCUCUGCCCUCAGCUCAGGUCAGCAGGCUGCCAGCUCCUCUAGACCAGUGCUCAGUAACAACUCCUUCCUAUGGCCAAGCAGUGCUAAAGUGCCUUGUCUGCAGUCACUCAAGAUGAAAAAGGUGGAAAACACCCGGAGUUUUCUUGCUGUUUCAUGGUCCCACUGCGGAGACAAUAGAGACAGCUUCCCUAGCAGCCUGAUCAACAGAGCAGUGACGAACAGCAGCAUUGUGUCAGAGCAAAACACAAUCCCCUCCCUUACCCCUGUGCCAAGCAGUGCGAUCCUCAGGAAGGAGCAGUGCUCGUUGGACGACACUAAGGGGAGACUUCACAGCUCAAAAGAGAAAGAACUGGAGAAGAGCCUCUUGAAGGCUGUGCAGCAGCUACCUAGUCAGGCUGUCACACACAGAGGCUUUGGGUGCCAAGUUGAAAGUUCUGGCCUUAUGAAUGUGAGUAGCCUGUCCAACCGGAACAGCAGGAGGAGGCAGCAUGCCGGAGUGCAGAUAAUCCGGAAGGAAACCAUGGCUCCCCUGAACCUGGAGCUGGGGAGCCAUCGCCUUAGCAGUAACUCGAGCCUUACGGGCACCUGGGACGCCGCUGCCCGCGCUGAGCGGAUCGGUGACCGUCCCUUAGCCUCGCGUGCCGGCGCUCCCGACUGCAGCACCGGCUGCCGUCCCGAGGGCGUGCUGAGCCCUCUGUGUGCGGGGAACCGCCUGGCCAGAACAGAGCCUCUGCACUUCACUGCCGUCUCUGAGGUGGCAGCACAAGUGUCCACCAUCCAGCUGGAGAAAGAGGAGAAACAGGCCCAGCCUGUGGUCCCAGGAAGGCUUAAUGCUACUGCUAAGAAGUCACUGCUGGAGCUGAGCCAUCCCCAGGAUGAAGCAGAGGAAGAACUUCCUGAUGGCCUGGAUGAGAGCUGCAGUCAGGAGGAGUAUGAGGACAGUGACUCGGAUGCUUCCUCUGAUGCUGAUGUGUCUCCUGGAUCCAGGAGUUGCAUCGAGUGCCUGGCUCAACCUGCUGAAGCUCAAGACAAAGUGCUCAAACCAGCUCUUGUGUGCAGUUUAUUCCCUAAUGUGCCUCCAACAAUCUACUUCAGUACUCGGGAUGAGACAGUGGAAAAGCUGCCUUGGGAGCAGAGGAAGCUGCUGCGAUGGAAAAUGUGCAGAGUCACGCCUAACAUAGUGAAGCAAACCAUUGGCAGGUCCCACUUCAGAGUGAGCAAAAAAAGCAAUGACUGGCUGGGUUGCUGGGGCCACCACAUGAAAUCCCCUGGCUUCAAAGCCAUCAGGGAGCACCAAAAGCUAAACCACUUCCCCGGUUCAUUUCAAAUUGGAAGGAAGGACCGCCUGUGGCGCAACCUGGUGAAGAUGCAGGCUCGCUGUGGGAAAAAGGAGUUUAAUUUCUUCCCUCAAUCCUUCAUCCUGCCCCAGGACAUCAAAUUACUCAGGAAAGCAUGGGAGGAAGGAGCUAGCCGACAGAAAUGGAUUGUGAAACCACCAGCAUCAGCAAGAGGCAUUGGUAUUCAGGUCAUCCACAAAUGGAGCCAGCUCCCCAAAAGGAGACCACUGCUAGUACAGAGAUACCUGCACAAACCCUACCUCAUUGGCGGGAAGAAGUUUGACCUGAGGAUCUAUGUUUACGUCACUUGCUAUGAUCCCCUCAGGGUCUACCUGUUCAAGGAUGGAUUGGUUCGCUUUGCUAGCUGCAAGUACUCCUCCUCAAUGGAGAGCCUCAGCAACAAGUUCAUGCACUUGACCAACUACAGUGUGAACAAGAAGAACACGGAGUACAAAUCCAACUCGGAUGAGACUGCUUGUCAGGGACACAAAUGGGCACUCAAAGCUCUCUGGAGUUACCUGACCCAGAAAGGAGUUAAUAGUGAGGCCAUCUGGGAGAAGAUUAAGGACAUCGUUAUCAAAACCAUCAUUGCUUCUGAGCCCUACGUGAACAGCCUGGUGAAGAUGUACGUGCGCCGGCCGUAUUGUUGCCAUGAGCUGUUUGGGUUUGAUAUCAUGCUGGAUGAAAACCUCAAGCCCUGGAUCUUAGAAGUCAACAUUUCCCCAAGCCUCCACUCCAACUCCCCACUGGAUGUGAGCAUCAAGGGCCAGAUGAUUCGGGACCUCCUCAACCUCGCUGGCUUUGUUCUGCCCAGCACGGACAGUAUGGCCUCAAGGACACAGACAAGAAGUGGCUCUAUCUGCAGUCUGGGCAGUGCUUUGAAGGAGAAGCCCAGGCCAUUAUCUGAGCAUUUGAAAGCAGAGAAGAUGAAGAAGGCCUAUUACUUGAUGCAGAAGAUACCUGACCAGGAUUUUUAUUCUUCUGUCUUGGACAUCCUGACUCCAGAUGACGUUCGCAUCCUGGUGGAGACAGAGGAUGAGUAUUCCCGGCGCGGGCAGUUUGAGCGGGUGUUCCCCAGCCACAUCUCCAUGCGGUACCUGCGCUUCUUCGAGCAGCCUCGUUACUUUAACAUCCUGGUCACCCAGUGGGAGCUCAAAUACUACUUGAAUAGGCACAAAGGUCUGGAGCUACUGAAGAACUGGUGUGUCAAAGGUUACCACACUGGGGCAGGGACGGAUUUGGCCCAGAUGUGGUCAUUGCCAAAGUCGUUGUUUCUCCAGAAGAGUAGCAUUCAGUCAAACGGCUUCAGCAAACUGGAACUGGGCAGACUGGGCACAUGCCUCCCUUCAGCUGGUGAGGAUCUCACAAGAUGCCUGGAGCCCAGCCCUACUCAGAGCUUACCUCUCAACAAGUGCACUGGUGGAGCCAACCAGAGACCUGCUGGCUGCCUCUCUGACACUGCCCUGGUGAUGUGACCAAGCAGCCACUGUCCCUCCCUGGGGACAUAUCAACCUACCUCAAAGGAAGAGACAGGAGCUGGCUCUGUAGAUCAAGGACUGUGGGAGCCCCUU